CCAUGCAUCACAUUGGAUGUCCAUGGAAGAAGAUUCACAAUAUGCCUGGGUACCUUCUUACAAAGCACAAGAUAGUAAGACUUGUUCCAGUAUACCUUGGGAAGCUCUCAGUAAAGGAGAUACAAAUAGUGUCACGCAGUGGUUGACCCAAUUGAAGGACACUAGAGAACUAACGAACAAAGACGAGGACGGCCGAACACUAUUACACUGGGCUUGUGCUCGAAGAGAAUGGAAUCAGUGGGUUCCCUUGUUACUUGAGGCAGGCUCACCUAUCGCCACUAGUGACGACGGAGGUUUUUCUCCGCUACACUCUAGUUGUAGUUGUGGUAACACUCAAGUGGUUCAGUGGUUGUUGAGUGCUUCUCAAGCCCUAGGCAAUUCGUUGGAUAUGGUGAAUGUCAAAACCGACGACUCGCAGCUGACUCCACUGCACUGUGCAGCAAGUAAGAAUAACUUGGAAAUAUGCAAAUUGUUGAUAGAAUACGGUGCAUUGGUCAACGCAGUAGAUGUACACGGUUAUACCCCUCUUAUGAGAGCAGCACAAAAGGGAAACGAUGAGUGUUUGGCUUUUCUGUUAAGUAGGGGUGCAAUCGUUAACGUACGCAAUCGACAAGGAGACACAGCUUUACAUUUGGCUUGUGAAAUGGGAUAUCGUAGUACUGUGCAAAUAUUGUUAGCAACCAAAGGUAUAGAUAGCUCUAUUCGAAACGAAGAAGGAUACACAGCACGAGAUUUACUUGCACCUGAGUUACAAGGUUGGUGGCCAGAAUAAAAUGAGACGAGUAUAGGUCAAAUGAUUCCUAAGAAUGAGAAAGAAUAAAAACAGCAAGGCAAAGGAUAAAAAUAAGAUAAUUGGACGUGCUGCUUCCUUUGUUGUAUUCUUAUUGAAUGUUGUCGUUGAUGGAGAAAUCGAUGACUUGAAUAUGUUCGUCAACGUUUGACGGUCAGGUUUCCGUUGGCAUUCCUUUAAAAGUAUAUAAUGCUCCUUUUGGAAGUCAUCAUUAUACAUUUUCCAUACUUCCCAUGGCGAAGGAUACUUUCUAAGCAAUACUCCUUGAAUGGGAUACAAAGUUCCCGUUUUAUAAAGUGGUCUCAAAUAAAAUACAUCUUCGAAAGUUUCAAUGAACUCCAUUCUUUCCUUUCUUCCUCGAACUUGCAUAAUUCCAUCAGUACUAGGAACAUCUUUUAAAGAUGGGUUGAUCAAUAGGAUGGGUUUGUUGCUAUAUUUUUGAGUCAAUUGGAAAAGUUGCUCUGUUAUCGGAGUAGAUACUGCAUUGGUUGGUGUGAUGACGAUACAAUAGUCUUGGUCAAUGUCUUUUUGUGUCAAACACUCUCCCAAUGUGCUAAUAGAAACGUGUGUCUGUAACUUGCCAUCCCAACUUGCACGAGAUAUUUGAUAGUCUUCGUUCAGAUAUCGCAAUAAACCAGCGACGGCCAGU
This is a messenger RNA of Galdieria sulphuraria, 1439 nucleotides long. RefSeq names its product 26S proteasome non-ATPase regulatory subunit 1. Bases 17 to 772 code for a protein of 251 amino acids. The record is from RefSeq and is a predicted model, not a curated record. NCBI's taxonomy places the organism in Eukaryota, Rhodophyta, Bangiophyceae, Galdieriales, Galdieriaceae. The transcript has a single exon. Gene Ontology annotation, molecular function: protein binding.